AUGAAUAAAAGGUUGGUGAGUCAGAAAAAUACUGGUAGUAUUUUGCGUCAAGAGUUGAAUGAGAAUAAAAAUGUAUUAGGAGACAUGCAUCCUGAAACUGUAAAGAGCUACCAAAAAUUAAUCUAAUAUCUUUUUGUUGAAUAAUAAAAUGAAGAGUGCUUAAAAGUUAUAGAAGCUGUAGUCAGAAUUUACGAAAAUGAAUUAGAUAAAGCAAUUUUAGAUAGUUAAUAAUUUAGAAACAAACAAGCUUGCUUGAUGAAAGAUUACUAAGUAUUUAUAGAUAUACUACUGAAAGUGCAUGAUAUACUUUAAAGUAGCAACUAGACUAAGUUAGAAAUAAUAAAUAAACUGCUAAUUUAUCUACUUAAUAUGUAUACAGAAAAUUCAAAAUAAUACACAUCUAAUUUGUUAAGAAAAGCAAGAGUUCUUCUCAACAAAAAUGAGAAGCUACAGUCUAUGUCAUGCUUGGAGCACUGCUUAAGCAUAUAAAAUAGGAUACUAAAGAAAUAAGAUGUUGAAUUUGGUAGCACAUACAUGAUGAUUGGUGAGAUAUUACAGUAAUAUGGAUUAUUUGAUGAAGCUUUAACUCAUUACUACAUGGCUUUAAACAUAUAUGAUGGACAAAACUGUGAUGAAAAUAUUUAGUCUGCCCAUAUAAGAGUUCAAAUAUCUACGAUUUUAUAUUUUUAAAAUAAAGUAGAUGAAUCAAAUGAAAUGCUUACUUAAGCUUUUAAGAUUUACAAUGAAUAAAAUUUGCUAAAGUUUUUGCCUUAAGAUUUACAAAUUUAUUCUGCCGGCCUUUUUUAAUAUUCCAUAAAUUUGAGAGAUUAAGGGCACUUCGAAAAAGCUUUAUAAUAUGCUACUUUAGAUCAAAAUAUAAAAUAGUAGAAUAGUUUUGACGUUCUUGAAUCAUGCGAAAAUUUAGGUUAGAUUUAUUACUUAAAAGGGGAAAUGAAAAAAUCUAAAGAAUAUUAUGAAAUAGUGUUGAAAUAACUCAAGAUAAUGCAUGAAAAAGAGCCUGAAAAUUAAAAAGUUAUAAAAUAGUAUGUGAAUAUGCUAAAUUAAUUAUUGCUGAUUUCAUAAAUUCUAGACUAAAAUACAGAUGCAUUGAGAUAUUAAAAAGAAAAACAACAAAUCAUGAUGAAACUAAAUUUUAAGAGAGCAAAAUAAAAAAUAUAGAGUAGAAACUUAAAGACUCCAUUUAAAUAAAAUGUGAAGCAACUUGAUUCUUUUCCAUCUUUCAGCUCUCUGUAAACAACAAAAUUACCAAGUAUUACAAAUUUGUAAGAAGACACUUAGUAGACUAGUAGAUCAUUAAAGUAUCUUCAAGAAAGUCCCACUUAAAUUUUCUUUAGACAUAGUAUUUCGAAUUUCAAUUUUAAUGAGCAUCCAACUUCAACAACAUUAUUUAACAGAAGCAUGAGUUUGUUAGUUUAACCAAAGCAAAAUAACUUGAUAAGGAAGCAAUAGACAUUGCAAAGCAUAAGUUUUUAAUUUUAAAAGUGA
Messenger RNA from Tetrahymena thermophila SB210, 1506 nucleotides. Its product is annotated as tetratricopeptide repeat protein. Gene Ontology annotation, molecular function: protein binding. The record is from RefSeq and is a predicted model, not a curated record. The transcript has a single exon. Lineage: Eukaryota; Ciliophora; Oligohymenophorea; Hymenostomatida; Tetrahymenidae.